AUGUCUGGCUGUAAGAAACGCGCCGCCGACGCUGCGGCAGCAGCAGAUGCGACCAUCGCUGCGUUUGGCGACUCGAAGCGCCCGAGGACCAGCAGCCGACCGACCUUCUUAUUUUGUAAGCCUAACCAACAAGUCGUGGAAGUGCUCUCACGUAUCGGCCGCGUCGUGACCUUCACGGAUUUCAAAACGUGGCCCAACUCCAUGCCCAAUAACAUAAAAAAACUCCAGGCGGCCGCCAUAAAUGCGUCGACGGAGGGACCAGUCGUGCUCGUCGGCUCGAGCUUCGGCUGCCGCAUCGUGGCCGGACUCCUCAAGCAGCGCGGCGCCGCGUGGCGCAACUGCGCAGUCAUGGUUUCGUACCCGUUGUAUGGCGACAACGCGCGCUCGGACCGCGUCGCGGCGCUGCGAGAGGUAAAUGCCGAUGCGGCACUGCUCUUCCACAGUGGCUCUAGGGACGAGUACCUCGACCGCCGCGGCUGGCGCGGCCAGGACGUGCCGACGGGCCGGGCCGCCCUCGAGGCUGUGGUCUCGUGCAAUGCCACGUACUCCAUCGUCGACGGCGUGGGCCAUUCGUCGUGCGGGUCACGCAGAGCCAAGGAUCAGCUCCAGGCAGCUAUAGAGAAGCUUCUCCGCGACGACGACGCCGCGCCGGCCGCGGCGCCCUCGGCCACCGACCGGGAGGCUGAGCGGGCCGCGCGCCUGCGUUUCUUCGAGCCCCGAGGGGCCGCCGCGCCGGCCGCCGCGCCCGCGCCUGCCACCGCUCCGCCAAUGGCGCCCGCCGCGCCCGCCCCGCCGCCCUCGAUCAAGGAGAUGAAGGAAACCAUCAGGAAAGCCGGCCUCGCGACGGCCGACCUCCUGGAGCGGCCGCAUGUCGAGGAGCGCUACAAGAAGGCGCUCGCGCGGUUGGCGAAAGUCGUCGACCUGACGGUGUGA
Pelagomonas calceolata is the source of this 933-nucleotide messenger RNA. Lineage: Eukaryota; Pelagophyceae; Pelagomonadales; Pelagomonadaceae. The record is from the annotation of a GenBank genome assembly.